This is a messenger RNA of Heterobilharzia americana, 4659 nucleotides long. Lineage: Eukaryota; Metazoa; Platyhelminthes; Trematoda; Strigeidida; Schistosomatidae. The record is from the annotation of a GenBank genome assembly.
AUGUCAACCUCCUGGUCACCUCUGUACUUGCCAACUUCUGAAUGCAUCAGUGACCAGACUCGUGGAGUCAACCUCAGAUUGGAGUUCAAACAUAUUGAUUACUACCCUCUUGAAAAGGAGCCGGUUGAUUCCGAGUAUGAUUUGAGUAUUUUCGCUUUUGAUGACACGAGCAAAACAAUUCUGAGCAAUAUAUGGACAUUCAGAAAACUUGAAAAAAAUGUUAAGGAAGAUAAUUGUGUUUCGUUCGUUCUAAGGCAGUCAUUGCAUUUUCGCUCAACAAUGUUGAACAGCUUGAAAUAUUUUGUAUUUGUACUGACAUCUUCCAGUGCCAUGGAUAUAAAUGCAAGCUCGGAAAUCGGUUGGUGCUCUGUAAAUGUUCAAGAAAUGCUUCGUAGUUCAUCGUUCCCGCAUUCUUACAGUGCAAACCUUUGCAAAGGAUCAUGUCGGUUGGUUUACAUAUUGCCUGAAAUUUAUGAUGCUUCGAUGGUGAUUCGGGAAAAGCAUUGCAUUUAUUACUCGAUUGAUUGCAACGAGGAUCUUGAGAACUGCUUGUACCUCGUUCCUGAGAAUAAAUUUGUCCCCUUCGUUGCUCAUAUUCCUGGUAUAAUUAGAAACAUGGAAUUAAAAAAAUGGAGCACUGGGGACUUCGUGAAGAUUUACAUUGAAGAUAUAUCAGUUACCAUGAUUUCUUCUCAAAUGGCAGAGUUUGAAAAUUCCUUGUGUCUGAAGUUUUUCGAUGAUUUGGCUAUUGCUUCUAACCAACACGGGGCGCUGACUUCUGCAAAAAUGCAGGUUCUAGAGAGACGAAUAAAGAUAUUUCUGCACAAUCGUUAUACUGUUGUUCAACCUAUACCAGUUAUCUAUUUGGAUACAGUAAUUGAAUCGGACAGAGGAUCAAGUUCAGGGAGAAGAAAGUCAGUCAGUCUGUCAGAGUCAUCAUCAAAAACAUACCUUAUGGCACGCAAUGACGCAGAAUUAUUUAUACCUCAGGAUCCGAAGUGUGCAAUCGUAUUUAUAUUGGAGUAUGUCUUGUGUGAAAUUACAAGUUCAACUGUACCGUUGAAAUUUAACUGCACAGUGAGAUGGGCAACAUAUGCACUUGAAGAUAAUAUGGAAUUGUUAAAAAGUGGUGAAAAUCAUUCAAUCAAUUUAAAUUUAUCACUACGUGGAAGUGUACAACCAGUGAUUGAUUCUAGAGAUACUGACGUGAUACAAACUGAAGAUAUUGAUAGUUUUGAAAAGUCUUUACUGAAAACAGUUUGCCCAGACGGAAGUUUAUGUUUCACGGAAAAUGUUCGUUCAACAAUGGGACUUGUUUUGAGUUGCACAUUAUCUACUGGAAUUCGUAAAGAAAUGGGUGAAAAUUCUGUAGCUGAAGAAACUAUUGUGAUUACAAAACAGUCUAAAGGAGAAUUUCAAGCUCCAAUCGUAAGACAAGAUAUUUUGAACAGCCAGUCGAAUGGUUCUUUACAGUCACAAAUUGAUGUUAUCUCACCUAGAAAGAAACAAAUUCAAUUAAAUAAACAAAAAUUCAAAUCCAAACACCCAAUGAAAGGUAAUUUAGUCUUCAAUGAUAUUAAACAAUCUGAUGAAAUAGAACAAUUCAAUGCAAAUAUAUUACCUAUACCAAUUCAAGCACAGUUUAAUUUAUACACCCAGUUAUUACAACAACAACAACAACAAAUGGGUCUUUUAAAUCCAUAUGUUAGUUUCUUAAAUCGUGGGACAAUGAUUGGUCCUUAUCUAGGUGGAAUAGGACCAACAUUAUAUGAGCCAUUAGAAGCAUCUUUACCACUAAUAGGACCGUUUAUGGAUAAGAAAGCAAACGGUCCGUUAAUUCUUUUAAGCAAUACACAUUCUUGCAUUGGAUUGAGUCGUGCAGCUUAUGCUAAACUUUAUUCAGCAGGUUUUGAGUCAAUUCAAACAGAAAAUGGUGAUCCACCCUUCACAAUUGAUCCUCAUACUGAUACAAUUGGUGAUUUUGUAUUCAAGAAAGAAGAAAUGGAUGUAUUGACUCAAAAUGAAAUUAUUUUCAGUUCUUGGCUUAUUCUGGAAUCUUUAAAUUUAGUCGUAUUAUUUUUAUAUAGGUUUGAACCAACCGUGCAAUCUGUUGAUAUUCCUGAUCUACCUGAGCAAAUCUACUUUACCUUUCAAUUUUAUCGUUUCCCUCAGAUAAAAACACCAACUUUAUUUAUUGGAAAAUCUCUGGAGGAUACUGUGGAUUCAGUUGGCAUGACAUGUAGGAUAAUCUGGAAGUUAAAACCUCAGGUUGAAAAACUGUCCUUAUCAGAAAUCAAGUCAAGUUUACCCUCUACAAAAGUGGAAAAUAAAGUACCAGGGUAUAAGAUUAUUUUUCAUAUUGAUCAAAAUUAUUUCAAACCUGGUGAAUUGGAAAUAUUUUUCAACUAUCUAAUUCGUACAAAUAUGCAAAUUGAUGUCUGGAAUGCAAAGUCUCAUAUACUAAUUGGAAGUUGUAUGGUAGAGUUGAAACAUCUUUGUCGUCAAGGUCGUCAGGCAGUUCAAGUCACUUACUCUACAGACAUUCUACGAUCAAAUGACAAUGAUUUAUUUGAUGAUGAACCUAGUCCCAUGAUUCCACCUGAUAUUCAAGGUCGUCUACACCUACGUCUUGCUAAUGUUGGACAUUGUAAAGAACCAAGGGAGAUAAAUGUCAGAAAUGCUAAUCGAAAAAAGUAUCUGAUUAACGAAAGUGAUGCUGGAUGUUUAGGGAAAUUUAAAGGAGGCGCUCUUUCAAAUUUGAAUUUAAUGAAACAAAAAGAAGUAAAUAUGAAUUCAACAGGUCUUAUAAUUCGAGCGUAUAAAAUCAAAUCAACUAAUAAUGAACUACAAGAAAUGUUAAAAUUGAUUAAUUUAUCAUCAGAAAAAAGAAUACCAACAAGUAUAACAUCAAUGAAAUUAAUAAAUAAUGAAAAUAGAAUGAAAAAACUAUCUUAUCAAGAUGAAAUGAUAAGACAAGAAAAACUGGAACGUUUACAUAGAUCAUUAAAAGCGAUUCAAGGUUCAUCAAAUGUAUAUAAUGAAAAAGUAUCAUCGAAAAUAUUCAAUAUAAACAAUUUAUUAACGGAAAAGAAAUUACAACUGGAUACCAUUAAUCAUUAUAGAGAGCAGAAAAAACGUGAAUUAAUUGAAUUCAUGAUUAAUAAUGCUUCAACAAUUGAACAUGAUUUAUACACAAGUUUUGGUUGUACAGAAUUUUUUGAAUAUCAACUAAAGAAUCCAUAUCAUAUAGAAGAUAAUGUUUGUAUAAAAAUUGAAGAUGAUUCGAACAGCUUAUCCGUUGUUAUAGAUUCACGUGAAGUACGUGCUCUAAAAUUAGCCUUUGGUAUUGAUACGCCAACGGAAGACAAUUUAUUUGCUAUAGAUUUAACUAAUGAUGAUUAUACAACUGAGCAAAAGAGUAAUACUGAAAGGAAGCUGUUGAAAAAGAACAAUGUCACAUUAUUUCUUAAACCAAAUGAAACCGUUUUGUUACCGAUGAAAUAUGAAGAAUCAACAAUGUUUCAUAACGCUAAACAAUAUGAAGGUGUAGAUGAAAGAAGUCUAUCAGAGUUCAUCUCAAGUGUUGAAGACAAGCCAACGCAUAUGAAUCGUGUUGUACAAGUAAUUUUCAAGUCAACUACAUAUGGAAAGAUAAUAUCACAAUUAAUUCUACAUGUUCAUAUUCAACCGCCAAUAAUUGAUCAUAGUUUCCGAUUUUUUCAUCCUGAAUUAAGUUAUCUAAAAAAAAUUUUACGUCUUCCAAGAAAUGCAAUAGAUUGGAGAAAUAUUUAUAUGCCUGAUCAAAUAAUUCAACCAAUUAAUUAUCAACUAUGGACUAGAGUCUCUGAUCAAGAUGUGUUAACUUUAUCAAAUGUUCAAGGUGAUACAAUUGAUUUAUUGAUUAAAGUUGGUCUAGGAAAAUCACCACAAAUACGUGAAUUUCUUAUCAGUGUAUAUGUGGAACCUUUUCAAAUUCGUCCAGCAUAUAUUUGGUACUGGGCUAUACAUUCACUUCAACGAAUAGAUGCUGUUGCAACAAUUGGACAGUCAUCUGCUCCAAUAGGCUUAUUAUUACGUACAGAUGAUUGUUCACCAAAUAUUGGCUCAAAACGUAUCAGUAUAUAUACUAGUCAUCCUAAUGAAGUAUUAGUUGGUACAGAAUUUACUUCAAAUGGUUUACAGCAGAAUCCUAUCGGAAAAGAACUAACACUGUCCGUUUCAUCUCGUUCUGUUUACGAAUUAAAGGUUAAAUUAUGCCCAAGGUGUGCUGGUAAGAAAAUCUAUCAAAUCAAUGUGGUGGAUCCAGAUAUUCAACGUGUACUACGUGCUUGGAUUCUAUGCGUUGAUGUUAAACAACCGGAAAUCACAAAAUCAUUCAAUAUAAAGCUACCUAAACAAGGCAUCAAUGAAACAUGUAAUAAACGGAUUACUUACACUAAUCCAUAUCAGUAUAAUAAAACACUUAUACUGGAAACGAAUAGACCUAAUUUGGUCCAGUUUAAGGAGUCUAUAAUAGAAAUUCCAGCUGCAGGAACAAUUCAAAUUGGACUACGUUUCAUUCCACAACGAACAAUCGAUUCGGAACAAAUAUAUAUCUUUAUCAAAGAUGAACAAGGCAAAAAUUUGGAGACAUUUUCAGUGAUUGCUCAAUAUUACUAG